This is a messenger RNA of Annulohypoxylon maeteangense, 4761 nucleotides long. RefSeq names its product P-loop containing nucleoside triphosphate hydrolase protein. The transcript has 2 exons. Gene Ontology annotation, biological process: mRNA splicing, via spliceosome. Lineage: Eukaryota; Fungi; Ascomycota; Sordariomycetes; Xylariales; Hypoxylaceae. The coding region runs from base 201 to 4529 and encodes 1442 amino acids. Gene Ontology annotation, cellular component: catalytic step 2 spliceosome. Gene Ontology annotation, molecular function: mRNA binding; helicase activity. The record is from RefSeq and is a predicted model, not a curated record.
ACAACACCAACGCGACAAGGCUGAGGAUUUCGGAAAGCCUUUGCGCCACAGCGUGGAACCCACCAUUCCUUCAAUCAAGCUAUUUACAACUAUAUACGACGUCUAUCUAAAAAGUGCUUCAUGAUUGCACCGAAAAAGCUCAUAAGCUAGGCAUAAUACUGCUCGGCACCUCGCCAAGUUACCUAGGUAAUCUAUGAGCUAUGCCGACCGCAAAGAGACUUAAGAAAAGUGACGCAAAGUCCAAGUCACGCGAUGCGGAACCACGACCGACAAUUGCCGAUCUGGAAGGCGAGAGCGAGUUUGCCCAGCUUGCGAGACAACAUUGGCUGAAACCCACCAAGCGAACCACGAGGGUUAAGGUCAAGAACGAUGUAUUGAAGCGCGACAUCUGGGAUGUCCUCGAAAAGAAUGGCUUCCCCUACAAGUCAUUACUUGUUCUUGAGGGACUGCAGACACUUGAGAGUUAUCUAUGGCCUGGGUAUUCCGAAGACUCGUCCAAUUUCCACGUGCUCUUGAUAGCUCUUAUCACCAACGUCAAGGCAAGAGAAAAGCUUGAGACAUGGAGUAUAUUCGAAGACCGACCUGCCGAGUUCGAGAGCUUCUUCACUCGCGUUCUUUCUAUGUGUCUCGACCACACACUAUCCAUGGCUGUACGGACGAACCUUCUAUGUUUUAUUAUUUAUGCUUUCCAGAGCUUGGAUUGGUCGAGCGUACGUAACAAGUGCGCUUCGUUAGUUUCCAUCGGUAUCUGGCAUAACCUCACCGAGUCGAAACGUGAAAGCAGACUAGCACAAAACCCAUCGCCCAAAAAGGCCUGGAGGGCGGCAGGCAAGAGAUAUGACUCGGCAGAUGAUUCGACCAAAGCUCGAUUAAGGUUCGAGAGAGCCUGGCUUUACACUAUGACCUUAGACUUUCUCAAGUUACUCUAUAGUGAGAAGAGGAAGGAAGAGCAUGUGCUUUACUGCGAACGGUUUGUGGAGUUCAUCUCCGACUUGCUGAGCCAAAGCCCGACGAGGCGAUACACGAAUACCUUAUUCCAGGAUCUACACAUCUUGCCUGCUCUACGACUCUCCCCGAUGUUUAAUGAUGAAGACAAUGGUUUACUUCGCGAUCAAUACGCUAUACUAAGCCACUACUUCUAUUUUACCAUCGAUGACUACACGGGAGUCCAACACAGUCGUACGGAAGCGUAUGAUUUACAUUGUGCCGAGCUCGCAAAACUCCAACGCGUAGCUUUACGCCACUUCAAAGAUAAGCUGACAGUGUUGGCUUUAUCCAAUUAUGGGUCUAUAGGUAAAAGAGACGAGCUCGAGAAUCUCUUAGAAGCUCUAACAGACGAGGAGGUCAAGAGGCUUGCGACUUUGCUUGAGUUCAGGACAGAAUAUCCAGACUCGGUUGGUGUUCUCAUCGAUCGACCAUUUUUAACCGAGGUUCUUUUGGCAACCUACGAGAAGCGCAAAACGUUCCAAGACGUUGUCCGAGAUACAAGCAUUCUUCCGACUGAGGCCAGUCUUUUCGAUCAAGGCCUACUAAGGACAGAUAAUUACGAUGGGUCAACGCCCCUUGCUCUUCCUAAGUUGAAACUCCAACAUCUGUCGGUUGGAGACUUCCUUUGGAGAGCUCUCGUUCUUUACCGAUGCGAGUCUUUUUAUGGUAUCAGAAAAGAUAUCAGUGAUGCGCUGAGACGACUAAGGCCGGAAUCAAAACGUCCGGGGGACACAACGUUUGCCGGCUUUUCAAGAAUGGCGCUACCGAUAUCUCGUCCGUCCAUAUUAGAAGUUGUGCCUGCUCUUGUUGGUGAUGAUAAGCCGUCUGCAGUAAAUGCUGAGGUUUCGCUCGACGUGCGUCGACUUACCGAUAAUAUUCGUAGAGAAUGGGAUUCUUUGCGUCCAGACGAUGUCGUGUUUCUUGUUGCAGUGGAUGCUUCCCUUUCGAAAAGUAUCUCGAACGGGGGCGCCAACACCAUUUCUGAGGCGGAAAAGCUCGGACUAAUUUCCGUGAGGAGCGCAGAGAUUUCCCAGAUCGUGGAUGAUAAAGGAAAAUCUAUCAGAGACCCUACUGCUUACUUCGGCGGCCAGAACCGAUCUCCGACAAGAAAAGUACAGCUCAAAUUGGACCCGAAGACUUACAAGGAGGAUAUGGACCGAGUUUCGAACGGCAAGCCAGACGUAUAUGAGCGGAUUAAUCUAAUUGUUCGGCGAAGUGGUAGAGAGAACAACUUCAAGCCGGUUCUAGAGUCUAUUCGUAGCCUAUGUCUUUCCGAAGUUCCCCUCGCGUCAUGGCUAUAUGAGACCUUUCUCGGCUACGGUGACCCUGCCGGCGCCACGUAUAAACACCUGGCAAACCGGAUCGCAAAGCUCGAUUUCAGGGACACUUUCUUGGAUUGGCAGCAUCUCGUUACAGGUCUACCUGAUAAGACUAUUGAGCCAGGAGACGAUGUGACCGAGAGCUUUGGUCCUCCCUACAUGCUAGAGUCGGUGGAUAGACCACCAGAACAGAAAACAGCCAAGCCUUCCAAAAAGCGAAGAAGAGAUGCAGAACCCUCGUUGAUUGCCGAAGUCGAGACAUAUAAGGCUUCGACAUACAAGCCACCUAACACUGGACCAUAUCCCGUUGAUGCCCCGAAAUUAAACAGCGUUCGUUUCACACCUGCUCAAAUCGAUGCUAUAAUAUCAGGAACCCAACCUGGGCUUACUGUUAUUGUUGGCCCACCUGGUACUGGUAAGACGGAUGUUGCGACUCAAAUCAUCAACAAUAUCUAUCACAACUUCCCCGAACAGCGCACAUUACUUAUUGCCCACUCCAACCAGGCCUUGAACCAGCUCUUUGCGAAAAUUGUCGCCCUGGACAUUGACGAACGACAUCUUCUCCGUCUCGGCCAUGGCGAGGAAGAUCUCGACACUGAUGGUAGUUUCAGUAAACAUGGGCGAGUUGAGUCUUUCUUUGAGAUCAGAGAUCGCUAUCUAAAAGAAGUCAACCGCUUAGCGACCAGCAUGGGCGCUCCCGGUGCUCACGGGAACUCUGCUGAGACGGCAGGAUAUUUCAAUUCUGUCUACAUUCAACCAGCCUGGGCCAAGUUCCAAGAGGUAGCAAGAGUAGACGACUCUUCGCCCGCCCUCAUCAUUGAAGCUUUCCCAUUCCACAACUAUUUCUCUGAUGCUCCCCAGCCCCUGUUCCCCCCAGAGGGCGACCGAGAAGCUGUCAUUGAUAUAGCAAAUGGCUGCUAUCAUCACGUAUCGAAAAUCUUCUCUGAGCUAGAAGAUGUCCUGCCAUUCGAAAUCCUACGAAGAGACCGAGAUAAAGCCAAUUACCUUCUAAUUAACGAAGCACGGAUCAUCGCCAUGACGGCAACACAUGCUGCAAUGCAUCGUACUGAGAUUGCUUCCCUCGGCUUCCAUUACGACAACGUUGUUAUGGAAGAGGCGGCCCAGAUUACCGAGGUUGAGAGCUUCAUUCCUUUAGCUAUGCAAAAACCAGAGGGUGGACAGAUGGCGCUUCAAAGAGUUGUUCUUUGCGGCGAUCAUUACCAGAAUUCACCUGUUAUCCAGAGCCUUGCUUUUAGACACUAUGCCAACCUCGAGCAAUCGCUUUUCUUCCGAUUCAUCCGCUUACGAGUACCAGUCAUCACACUCGACCAGCAAGGCCGUGCCCGUCCAUCUAUCGCCGCAUUAUACCAGUGGAGAUAUCCUAACCUUGGUAACCUCCCUCAUGUCGAGAGCAUGAAAGAAUUCCAGACUGCCAACGCUGGGUUCAAGUAUGAUUACCAGUUCAUCAAUGUUCCUGAUUAUAAGGGCCGCGGAGAAGUGGAACCGACGCCACAUUUCAUCCAGAACCUAGGUGAGGCGGAAUAUGCCGUUGCCAUAUACCAGUAUAUGAGACUUUUAGGGUAUCCUGCGUCAAAGAUCAGCAUUCUUGCUACCUAUGCUGGCCAGCGAGCACUUAUAAAAGAUGUGCUCGGCCACCGAUGUGCGAAGAACGCCAUAUUCGGUUUGCCUAAGAUAGUGACCACUGUCGAUAAAUAUCAAGGUGAACAAAAUGAUUAUAUCAUUCUCUCGCUCACGCGCACAUCGCGGGUCGGUUAUCUCCGAGACAUUCGACGUUUGACAGUGGCACUUUCUCGUGCCCGGCUUGGCUUGUACAUCCUUGGGCGAAGAGAAGUAUUCGAGGCGUGCUACGAGCUGCGCCCCGCUUUCGAGCUCUUACUUAAACGACCAGACAAACUUACUCUAGCAACCGGUGAGAUGUGGCCCUCAGAGCGCAUCCAAGGAGAGGAAGACGGAACCGCCGUACCCGGUGAAGCAACGAUGGAAGGCGUUGAGCAUCUAGGCCAAUUCGUCUAUGAAAUGACGUCUACUAAAAUUAAACAAAUGCACGCGGAGCGCGGUUUGUCGGUAGCAGCAGGGUCCAUCGAGCAGGAGUUGAAGCCCGUCGCGGAAGACGACGGAGUUGGCUACGUUGAGGCUAGCGAUGAGGAAGGGGAGGAUGAUGUGGUGGUGCCCAGUGACGGGAUCGAACCUGCGGAGACAUAGCUGUGUAGCAACCUCGGAGGGAUGACGACUCAAUUGUAGGGCAUUAUGACACUGGUGAAUUUGUUUAUGAAUGGGUAGUGUAUGCUAUUGAUGACAUUGACAUGGAGCAUGAGGAAUUAGGUCCCCCGUACAUUGAUUCGGAGGAUUCGCAAAAAAGUUACAUUCACAACGUACAUAUGGGCAAAAGCGAAUUCAAGUAACACGGGUAUUGUUGCUUCUUUUGACGAUUACA